AUGUCUGACAACGUGAAGGAGCAGGUCUACAAACUGGCCAAGAAGGGCCUGCCUCCCUCACCAAUCGGUAUGAUCUUGAGAGAAUCACACAGUGUUGCACAAUGGAGGAGGCUCCUGGGAAUGCAGAUGAUUGAGGAGCUGGCCCGGGACCCUCCACGCCUAGACUCCCUUGAUGAAACACCGGGGCAGGAUGGUGGCACAACUGUGGUGAUGGGUGCCCGGCUCAGUGCAAAGAGCAGUUUAAAUAUAAAUCAGUCCUGGACACAAACAGAGCCUCAGCGAGUCUCAGAGCCAUCACCGGAACUGAGAGCCCAGGUUUUCGGCGAGUGCAAACACGCAGAGACCGGCUCUGUAAAUCUCCCAGACCGCAUCGGGAGGGGCGCGGAAGCUCCCCCUCCCUUCACAAACGUCGGCUCCCCUCCAACCACCCUGGCUCCCGUUGGCUCCCUCAGCGCCCCUCGCCCCCGCCUCCUGUCUCCUACCCUCGUAGCCCUGCCCAUCCCUUCUCUGGCCCCUUCGAGUCUGCGGGGCCCGCGGCGCCCACCCUGCCCCGCCAGCGCCCCGGGUGCCCCCACGCUCCGCAACCGGCCGCCUCCCCCUGCAGACCUCCCUCUCCCCGGCCCGCCACCCCCCGCCCCCACGCUCCGGCGGGCGGGACCUUCUCCCGGGGCGGUCGAGCCUUGCGGGUCCCAGCCCCCCAGCUGCGGGAGCAGAGGCAACUUCGGCCGGAAAGAGGUCCAGCGCCGCCGGCCACCGCGUCACACCUGUCUGAGGGGGCGGCGGCGGCGGGGCGGGGGCGCGCAGCGCCUUUGA
Rangifer tarandus platyrhynchus (Svalbard reindeer) is the source of this 813-nucleotide messenger RNA. Lineage: Eukaryota; Metazoa; Chordata; Mammalia; Artiodactyla; Cervidae. The record is from the annotation of a GenBank genome assembly.